GCAGCUGAACUGGAGUUUGUUCAGAUAAUAAUAAUCCUGCUGGUGAUGACCUUCAUGAUAGUUGUGAUCAUCUGCCUACUCAACCACUAUCGGCUGCCGGCCCUGGCCUUCCUCAGCAGGCUCAGCCAUACCCAGAGAGACCAGGCCACACAACUGGAUGGCAGUGAGUGGCCAGACAGUGUGCUGACACAGCAGAGAAACAGUGAGCUGAUGUGUGGCCAUCUAAACAGCAACCUGCCACCCUUCAUGCAGCAGCGCCAACUGUGUCGCUUCCAGCCCACCUACCCCUACCUGCAGCAGGAGAUCAUCAACCUUCCUCCCAUCAUCUGCCUGUCAGACGGGGAGGAGCUACUGCCCUACAAGGGUCCCUGCACCUUACAGCUCCGCCACCCAGAGCAGCAGCUCGAGCUGAUCCGAGCUGCCGUGCGCGCUCCUCCAAACCGGACCGUCUUUGAUAGUGACCUCAUAGACAUUUAUAUACAUAGCAAGAGUCUGCAGCCCUGCAGCAGUAACUCAGGACCCAACGGAACCAACAAUGCCAGGAUGGAGGGUCCCCCACCCUCCUACAGUGAGGUGAUGGGGGGUUCUACAGGCUGUUACAGCAAUAAUGACAGGUCAGGACCAGAGAGCUCACAGACAGUAUGCCAGACUGGCAGCAGUGAAAGCACAAUAAAGGCCUCCACUGACUUAAACAAGAACAGCUGACAGAAGAAACCAUUCUGAGCAAGGAAAGAGGAGCACUGUGGUCCUUACGCUCCACAUUUCUUCAGUGGGGGGGAGAAACACAAACUAAUCCCAGGGGCUGAACUGUUUUUAUGUAAGAUUAAAGCUGCACAUUUUUAUUAGGUACUAAAUCUCUGCUCUGGGUGUUUUUGUAUGCUUUCAUUACUGCAUACUGACAUGGUGGACAUUCAGACUUCAGUACAGUUAUUUGAAAGUAAGCGUUUCUCCGUGUUGAUUUACUAGACCUGUGCACAAACAGGAAAAGAUGAGUGCCACGAUUAACACCGUCAUUAGUCACUGGAACGUACUGUAGUUUGUCAUUAAAGCAAAUCUGAAGUUGCACUGACUAAUGCUGCAUUCACAUGGGUUGAGACAGACGGUAUCAAUAUGGUAAUACGGUAAUAAUAUGCACAAUCAUUUUAUUUAAUAUAUUUAUUUGAUUCUUUGUGAACAAUAUGACAUCACCAUAGCAACAUACUGUCAUGCGUGUUUUUGCCGUUCUGUUGGACUGAAUUUUUUCCGUGCUGUGAGGAGAGUGCUGUCCACCGUCAGCCUGAAUGCAUGUGAAGUCAGCAGAAAUAAUAUUCCUUGUUUUUGUUUUCUGCGACAAAACUCUGCUCUGGUUUUAAGGACUAUUACAGGUUGUCUGCUUGACAUUGCUGAGAAAAUGGUCCAUCCAGUCUUUGUUUGGAUGUCACCAUCUUAAGCACUUUAAGCUUUUGUUCAAGCAAAAGACAGAAUUAUGGGAAGAUUUGUGUUCAUCUUUGAGUCAUGCAUAGCAAUACCAUAUUGUCUCAUC
Molecule: messenger RNA, 1522 nt
Organism: Morone saxatilis (striped sea-bass)
Lineage: Eukaryota; Metazoa; Chordata; Actinopteri; Moronidae
Gene: ldlrad4a
Product: low density lipoprotein receptor class A domain containing 4a
Exons: 3
Coding region: 46-705 (219 amino acids)
Biological process (GO): negative regulation of transforming growth factor beta receptor signaling pathway
Cellular component (GO): Golgi membrane; early endosome membrane
Molecular function (GO): R-SMAD binding
Source: RefSeq, a predicted model, not a curated record